GUUGGGCCCUGCACACCUGCACUCCUUGUACCGCCCCCAUGCUAUAUUCCGUUUGACUCUCAGGUGUGGACAAGGACUGAUCUGAGUGGUGACGGACUGAGGACAAACCAAGCAGGUUCAAUUCCUUACCCGUCUAAACGCGAGCUGGCAAAG
Closterium sp. Naga37s-1 is the source of this 153-nucleotide messenger RNA. The record is from the annotation of a GenBank genome assembly. Lineage: Eukaryota; Viridiplantae; Streptophyta; Zygnematophyceae; Desmidiales; Closteriaceae.